This is a messenger RNA of Striga asiatica, 981 nucleotides long. The record is from the annotation of a GenBank genome assembly. NCBI's taxonomy places the organism in Eukaryota, Viridiplantae, Streptophyta, Magnoliopsida, Lamiales, Orobanchaceae.
GAGACAAAUAACCUCAGAAUUGCAUAACCGAGCCAUAGAGAUGUCUUGUACGGAGGUGGAAGAUGAGCAAAACCUUGCGACAUCCUUUGAAAAUCUCGGCCGCCCUCCCACCACAGGUAUAACGAAAUUGGGUAGAUCUAACUCUCAGAAAAACCUAGCAAGAUGUUAUCUGGAUAUGAAAUCUCUUCCCAGUUUCAUGUGGUCAUCAACCAAAGCCGCUUCUGCCGGAAACAACAAGGUGGAGAGCAAACUAGUACCCUCCUAUAUUCCACAGGUUCCAGGAGAAGUGGUGGUACCCCCAUUCGUUCCACCACCCAAUCCAAUUUUUAGUUUCCCUGGCAGUUUCAAAGACAAAAGCCCACCUGAGUUUUGCAGCAAGUGUUGUUUAGAGCAUCUUCCUCGGCAAGCUUGCCCCUGUACUAUUUGUUAUAGGCAUCACAUAUAUAGGCGCUGCCCUUAUUUAAGCAUUUUGCCGCAAGGGGCUGAGUUUAACCGGGUUUACUUCACAGCAGUUUGCGCCUUUGAUGACCCUGGUGAAUUUGAUGAGGAGAAGUGGGCUUGUACUUGGUGUCAUAGGAAAGAAGCUAAAGUUAGGUGCAAGUGCUGUUGUAUUUACAGGAGAACACACUGCUCCUAUGAAUGCCCUGAGGACGAGGUGCAAGAUUCCCAGUUAUUAUGGCCUUGCGAGAAUAUCGUCUUUCAUUUCUGAAGAAAGCUGAAAGAGCAUUGUCAAAGAAACUUUUGACCUAAUCGUCUGUGCUGCAGCUUUUGGCAACCUUUUAAUUUACUUGGUAUCUCUAAUGGAAGCUAAUGUAUUAGUGUUACUCUUGAAUCAGGGUAAUGUGACUUUCUAAACUUCUCAACCUUGAGUGCUUAGUAUCCGUGGUAUAUUUAGAUGUUUAUUAAUAAUGGAUUUCUGAAUUUGCAUUUUUAUCUGUUGUAUGCUUUUAUUACUAUUAUUUGUCUUGGUCUUUGGUAUUA